GACGGCAGCGGCGCGCCGCUCUCCGAGAGGUCACCCUGGAGACGGUGGAGGGUUAGGGGAGUGGGACUCAGUGGGACUAUGUGGCGCGUCUGUGCCCGACGGGCCCAUCGGGCAGCCCCGGAGGCAGGACUCGGAGCUCGGUGGACAGCCUUGCGAGAGGGCCCCGGAGCUCCGCGUGUGAGCCUGCGGUCCAGCCGCGCCCCGGCGCGUUCCAACAGCACGACGACCCCAGGAUAUGGCGGGGUCCGGGCUCUGGGCGGCUGGAGCGCCAGCUCUGGCGCCGCUCCACGGAAUCGCUUGCUGCUGCAGCUUUUGGGAUUGCCGGGCCGCCGCUGCUACAGUCUCCCUCCGCAUCAGAAGGUUCCGUUACCUUCUCUUUCCCCCACAAUGCAGGCAGGCACCAUAGCCCGAUGGGAAAAAAAAGAAGGGGAAAAAAUCAAUGAGGGUGAUCUAAUUGCAGAGGUCGAGACUGAUAAAGCCACAGUUGGAUUUGAGAGCCUAGAAGAGUGUUAUAUGGCAAAGAUACUUGUUGCUGAAGGUACUAGAGAUGUUCCAGUUGGGGCUGUCAUCUGUAUCACAGUUGGAAAGCCUGAGGAUAUCGAGGCCUUUAAAAAUUACACAUUGGAUUCCUCUGCAGCACCCACCCCACAAGCAGCUCCAGCACCCACUUCCACAGCCGCCGCUUCGCCGCCUGCACCUUCUCCUCAGGCUCCUGGUAGCUCGUAUCCUCCUCACAUGCAGGUACUUCUUCCUGCCCUCUCUCCUACCAUGACCAUGGGCACCGUUCAGAGAUGGGAAAAAAAAGUGGGUGAGAAGCUAAGUGAAGGAGACUUACUGGCGGAGAUAGAGACUGACAAGGCCACUAUAGGUUUUGAAGUACAGGAAGAAGGUUAUCUGGCAAAGAUCCUCGUUCCUGAAGGCACAAGAGACGUUCCUCUAGGGACCCCACUUUGUAUCAUUGUAGAAAAAGAGGCAGAUAUAGCAGCAUUUGCUGAUUACAGGCCAACCGAAGUCACUGAUUUGAAACCACAAGCACCACCAGCUGUCCCACCUCUGGUGGCCGCUGUUCCUCCAAGCCCCCAGCCUGUAAGCCCUGCACCAUCAGGCGCUCCUGGGGUACCAGCUACUCCUGCUGGGCCUAAGGGAAGGAUAUUUGUUAGCCCUCUUGCAAAGAAGUUGGCUGCAGAGAAAGGGAUUGACCUUACUCAAGUGAAAGGGACGGGACCAGAUGGCAGAAUCAUCAAGAAGGACAUUGACUCUUUCGUGCCUCCGAAAGCUGCUCCUGCGCCAGCAGCUGCCGUGCCUCCGCCCAGCCCAGGAGUGGCACCAGUUCCCACAGGGGUCUUCACGGAUGUCCCCGUCAGCAACAUUCGGCGCGUUAUUGCACAGCGGUUAAUGCAAUCAAAGCAGACUAUACCUCAUUAUUACCUUUCUAUUGAUGUAAAUAUGGGAGAAGUUUUGUUGGUUCGGAAAGAACUUAAUAAGAUGUUAGAAGGAAAAAGCAAAAUUUCUGUCAAUGACUUCAUCAUAAAAGCUUCAGCUUUGGCAUGUUUAAAAGUUCCUGAAGCAAAUUCUUCAUGGAUGGACACAGUUAUAAGACAAAAUCAUGUUGUUGAUAUCAGUGUUGCUGUCAGUACGGCUGCAGGACUCAUCACACCUAUUGUGUUUAAUGCACAUAUAAAGGGACUGGAAACCAUUGCUAACGAUGUUGUUUCUUUAGCAACCAAAGCAAGAGAGGGUAAACUACAGCCACAUGAAUUCCAGGGUGGCACUUUUACAAUCUCCAAUUUAGGAAUGUUUGGAAUUAAGAAUUUCUCUGCUAUUAUUAACCCACCUCAGGCAUGUAUUUUAGCAAUUGGUGCUUCAGAGGAUAAAUUGGUCCCAGCAGAUAAUGAAAAAGGGUUUGAUGUGGCUAGCAUGAUGUCUGUGACGCUCAGUUGUGAUCAUCGAGUUGUGGAUGGAGCAGUUGGAGCCCAGUGGCUUGCUGAGUUUAGAAAAUACCUUGAAAAACCUAUCACAAUGUUGUUAUAAUUAACCCAAGAAUUUUUAGAUGCUUCCAGGUCAUUUUGGUUCAUUCUUACAGGAUAUUUAUAUGUCAUUAAACACAUGGUUCUUUUAAAGUUCACCAGUCAUUUUUAUUAUGGAGUCUUUCCAGAUGAAUUAUUUAUAAUGGCAUUACUGAAUUUUUAAAUGCCAGUCAUUCCCAGAUACUGUUCACUUUUAAUGAUUAAAUACCAGAUUAGAAGCUGUGUACUUUUAGUCAUGGGUCAUGUGCUGGCCUGGUGAUAAGCAUUUCCCGUAAGACAUACAGGACAGGGGCUGGGGAUUUAGCUCAGCGGCAUAAGCACCUGCCUUGCAAGCAGACAGUCGUGAGUUCGAUCCCCAGUACCGAUAAAAAAGGAAAGACAAGAAAAAAAAAGAGAGAGAGAAAUACAGGAUAGGCAGAAUUGUGCUUCCCUACACACAAGGACUAAAGUAACCUUGAUGACACUUUGCAAUUCAAAAUUGAAUUGCCUAAAAUUUCUUAAAUGUGAAGGAAAGAUAAAUUAGGAAAACUGAUUUUCUUAGGGGAAGGGUUUUUGAUUAACCAUGGUCUAAGUUUUCUGUCAUGAUCUUGGUUUUGGUUCAUUAUAUAUGGGAAGGGGUACAGGACAUCGAGGAAAAUAAGUGAAUUUUUUUUUUUUUUUAAAUCGGUACCGGGGAUCAAACUCACGACCACCUGCUUGCAAGGCAAGUGCUUAUGCCGUUGAGCUAAAUCCCCAGCCCCUAAAAUAAGUGAAAUUUAAGAAGUCAAAAUUUUCAUAGACCUCUUCAAACAUUUAUUUUUCUAUGGAUCUUUAAAAUUAAUAAUUACUUGCCCCUAAGGUAAAGAUAUAAACCAGUUUCUUGGUAUACAUGAGGAUUUGUGUGGGUAUUUAUUUAAACAGUUGAAGUAUGCAGUUCUGAAAAGAGAAUUUUAUACCAAGUAAAAGAGCAUGCUUAUAAAAUGUAAAAGAAUUUAGUAAGUUGUGGAAGUAGAAUUUUCCUUGAAGAUAGCUGAUUAUAAAUGAAGUUAGUUCAGAAUUUAUUAAAUAACUGGAAAGCGCUAUGAAAUAAAUAUGGGAUACAUGUAAAUAUGUAAAAUAUGGUGACUAGAGUUGGGUAUGUGCCAAAGUCUAACCCCAAGUCCUGUCUGAGAUAAAAGGGUUGUAUUUGUGAAUGGUUCAGAAUGCUAAACAGUGAUACCACAGCUACACUGCCUGUGUUCCCAGCUGUGCAGGAGGCCGGGACUGGAGGGUCACUUUAGCCCAGGAAUUUGAGGCCAGCCUGGGCAAUGUUGUGAGAUGUCUCAAAAAACAAAAGGUUUUAUUUUGCACAAGCAGAAUGGUAAUUUCUGCUUGUGCAAUUAAAAAAUAAAUGUAUUUUUAGAAGUGUUUCUUUCUACCCCAUCAUUGUCUCAUGUAAAAUAAGGUAUCCCUAAAAUUCUGCUGGAGAGAAAAAUAUUCAUUAGGUGGCUACCUCAUCAGCCUAAAUACUUUAAAAAGAAUUUUUUUAAAGUUAUAUUUUGCCUUUCUUUUGGAGGCAUGGAAGACAUGACAUUUAGGAUAGUAAAAAUCAAUUUGGAACAUUACCACAAUUCCAGACUUUCUGUUGAAUUGAUGCAUUUUAAUAAAUAUAUGGAAUUAUUUAUGACUAUCUAAAUAAACCUGACCAGUGCUUCCUUGUAUAUGUGAUAUGUGGAGCUAGCAUCUGAUAUUUGCUUUGUUUCACUGUUGAUAUUUCUCAGUGUUGAUUAUUACAUGGUACAUAAGUGACACUCCAUACUUUUCACAAACAUUCACUUUGCUGUAUUAUGAAAACAAUUCACUACAUUAAUCUAACUUUUCAGUAAUUAGUAAUUUUAGGUUGAAUUGCAGAUGAUGUGAAAACAUACGUGUAUCACUAGGGACCAUCAUCAGUCUGGGCCAGAUCUGGUUCCACCAGAUGAAAAUUCAGAAGUAAUGCAUUCUUUACUAAUGUUUGUGGCUCUAUUUGUUCCCCUGAAGGAAAAAUAAAGUUAACCAUCUAGAAAAAUUGUUUUGAGUUAAAAAUUUAUCUUGGCUAUACUCUAAAUCUGGAGCCAGUGUAUUUGUCUUACAGAACUGAAAGAACAAAGUUAGAAUAGUGUUUUUUGUUUAAAUAAGAUUUAAAAUUAAACUUUGUUUUCAAUA
This is a messenger RNA of Cavia porcellus (domestic guinea pig), 4190 nucleotides long. RefSeq names its product dihydrolipoamide S-acetyltransferase (gene Dlat). Gene Ontology annotation, biological process: pyruvate decarboxylation to acetyl-CoA. NCBI's taxonomy places the organism in Eukaryota, Metazoa, Chordata, Mammalia, Rodentia, Caviidae. The record is from RefSeq and is a predicted model, not a curated record. Gene Ontology annotation, molecular function: dihydrolipoyllysine-residue acetyltransferase activity. The transcript has 14 exons. Bases 79 to 2031 code for a protein of 650 amino acids.